AUGUUUGAACAUUCAACUGAAAAUGUAACAAGUCCUAUAUGUAUAUCAGAUAAUGAAUUAGCAUCAAAUAUAGAAUCAACAUCAGAUAAUUCAAAUAAAAAUAAUGCAGAAUCAUCAUCAGAUAAUCCAAAUAAAAAUACUACAGAAGAUUCAGAUCUAAAUAUCGAAAGUUUUCUUACAACUAACUUUGAUCACCUAUUUUUCAAUAAUAGUAAUGAAGUCAGUUAUAAUCUAUCUCAAGAAUUACCAACUUAUUCAUUUCAAGAUAUUGAAUCAAUAUAUAAGUAUCUUGAAAGUUGGUUUUCUUUAUUCAAUAAUCUUGAAUUGGCAAAACAUUUAAUUGAGGAAUCCAGGUUGUAUAUGCUUUAUAAUUUACAUAUGCCUUUUGUAGCACUUGCAGUAACAUACACGAUGAAAUACAAAGAAGAUAAUAAAGUAUUUCCAGACCAUUUAACUUUAUGUAGUCUUAUUAGUAAUAAAGUACAAAAACUUUUUGGAAUAGUUAAAAAACAUAAAAGACGCUAUUGGUUAGGGACUUGGCGGUUAAUUGAGUUGCUUCAUGUAACUCAAUGCCCUGCUAAGAUUCUCAUUAAAUCUGGACUUACGGCAAAUUUUUUAAUGUCUUCAACUUAUGUAGAUUAUAAUAAUUUUUUUAAAAAUCUUUUAAAUAAUGAGAAUAUUUUUUAUAAAAAACCAAUAUUUGAAGUAUCUGUAAUACAAAAAAUUAUAGACCUAGGUAUAAUUAUCUGA
This is a messenger RNA of Racocetra persica, 750 nucleotides long. The record is from the annotation of a GenBank genome assembly. Lineage: Eukaryota; Fungi; Glomeromycota; Glomeromycetes; Diversisporales; Gigasporaceae.